This is a messenger RNA of Mycosarcoma maydis (corn smut), 528 nucleotides long. RefSeq lists its product as uncharacterized. Bases 1 to 528 code for a protein of 175 amino acids. The transcript is spliced from 4 exons. NCBI's taxonomy places the organism in Eukaryota, Fungi, Basidiomycota, Ustilaginomycetes, Ustilaginales. Gene Ontology annotation, molecular function: translation initiation factor binding; nucleotide binding. The record is from RefSeq and is a predicted model, not a curated record. Gene Ontology annotation, cellular component: P-body; RNA polymerase II, core complex. Gene Ontology annotation, biological process: positive regulation of translational initiation; mRNA export from nucleus in response to heat stress; transcription initiation at RNA polymerase II promoter.
AUGUCGGCACACGAAAUGGGCCGUGACCGUCGUCACAGGGGCAUGAUCGAAGACGAGGAUGCUGCGAUCGGUAAACUUGGAUCAGAAUUCGACGACAUUGGCUGUCUGCUCAUUUCCGAGGUCGAGCUCGUUUUUUCACAGCCUGACCAGCUCGGCUCGAUGGCGAACCCAGCCGGAGCUGGUGGCAGGGACGAAGUUGCCACUGCGGUAUUCUCCAAGACCAAAGACUACGUCUCCGAGUUUUCGCGUUACAAGGAUCCAAACACGAUCCGUGAGAUCCGAGAACUGUUACUCAAACACGCCAAGCUCGACGACAGGCAGAUCGACGAAGACGGCAACGAGCUCCCCGAAGACGAAGCCAACGCCGCCGGUCUGCAGUUGACCCAGUUUGAAAUGGCCCAACUUGCCAACCUCUGUAUCACCGAAGUCGACGAGGCCAAAGCGUUGAUCCCGACCUUGGCGACCAGGGACGAUGCGCUACUCGACAGCCUCUUGCAGGAGUUGGAUAACAUUCGAAGGUUCUCCUGA